Messenger RNA from Anopheles stephensi (Asian malaria mosquito), 4073 nucleotides. It is a transcript of the gene Cdc27, whose product is annotated as cell division cycle protein 27 homolog. NCBI's taxonomy places the organism in Eukaryota, Metazoa, Arthropoda, Insecta, Diptera, Culicidae. Gene Ontology annotation, molecular function: protein binding. Gene Ontology annotation, biological process: cell division. The record is from RefSeq and is a predicted model, not a curated record.
GCAGCAUCUAGUGAGUAAACGGAGCAGAAAGGAAACCGAGAAAAACAAGAAGAGCAGCGAGGGUUUUUUUUGUUGAUUGAAAAGUUCGAGUACGAAAAAAGCACAAUCAGAAGGACAUUGUAAUCUAGACACAUUCUUGCCCGUGUGCCCUAAAGACGUCGUCAACACAAUCUGCCCAAGCCCAAGCAUUCAGAUUAACUCAGGAUCCGGGAAGGUAACGGGAAACCAUCAAGAAAGUAGCUACAGAUACACGGUGGGUGAAAUGUCCCUAAACCCGCGCUAGGCGUAGUACACCAGACGGUACUGCUUUUACUACUGCAAUAUAUGAAACAGACUUGAGACCAAAGAAGCUGGACGUGUGAUAGACCGUACACACGCAUACCCUUUCGACCAUCCAGCUGAAUUCCGGACAAAAGAGAAGCAGAGGCAGUGGAGUGUACGGAAAGUGAAAUUGUGAUGAUUGUCCAAGAGCCAGUGCAGGCCGCAAUAUGGCACUGCCUAAACCAUUACCACUACCAGGACGCUACGUUUCUCGCCGAAAGGCUCUGUGCGGAAGUGGAUUCGGAAGAGAGCGUUUUUCUACUUGCCACAUGUUAUUAUCGCGCAGGACAAAAGCAUCUGGCACACUGGCUGCUGUCGAAAAAGAGCGUUCGUUCGACUCAAUGUCGAUUUCUGCUUUCAAAGUGCGCCUUUGAUUUAAAAAAAUACUCGGAAGCAGAAAACGCGUUGAUAAACGAUGAUCAUCUCAGACCUAGGCAUUUGGAUGAGAUAGUGAAGGAGUUUGGCGAUAUUGCCUGUUUCGCGUUAGAGUUGGUUUCAAAAAUAUGCCUAAAGACUGAACGAUCCAAGCUUGCAAAUGACGCCAGCCGGAGAGCGAUCAAGUUGAACCCGUUCCUGUGGCAAUCGUUCGCCGAUCUGUGCAGCCGGGGAGAAAAGCCCGAUCCAGAUAGUGUGUUUCAGCUGACCAGCACUGACAUCUUCCAAACCAGCCAAGCACAUCAUUACAAUUCGAUCGUGUGGUUUGGCGGGACAGGGGGAUAUCACAAUGGCCCGCUGGACUCAUCGGUAGGAGCCAACGAUUGCACGACGGAUCAGAUGGGCGAAAGUGUUGAUAAUCCUUCGACGCCGGUUGACCAAUGUUUUACGCAAAACGUGAACACACCGAACAAUCAACAGCCUCCCGUUGCGCCGCCCGGGAUGGGACACGUUCCUCAGCAGCAGCAGCAGCAGCAGAACCUGAACUACUCGUACUUUAACAGUUCUGUCGGAUCGAUGCGUUUAGGUGGGGCCAAUGUAAGCGCUGGCGAUCAAACACCAACCGCUAAUGUAUUCACGGAACACAACAACACACCAUUCCGUAAGCAGCAGUUUAAGUAUCUUUCCGCGAUAAGCCCUUCGACACCCAGCUUUGGCGUGCUACCGAUCGUGCACACACCCAACGAGCCGAUAGCGUUCCUCAUAACGCCCUCUCCCCAGCUGGUGCCGAUGGGCACGCCGGUCGGGCAGACGGGAGCGACGACAGUGAUACAGCAGCAAGGUUCACAGUUUAUGCAAUUUGCCACCGGUAUGCAACAGACGCCACAGCAGCAGCAGCAGCAGCAGCAACAACAACAAAACCAAGGAAUAAUCGGAGACGGUACCCUAGCAGAUCCGCACGCUGUAGCACCCAAUCGCAAGAUUGCACUGCUAAGUAGCAACAAGAAAAUGCGUCGUCAUCACCAUAACAACCUCGGCACUAUGGGCAACAUUAUUAACCGUAAGCACGACUCGCCGCACCAUCCUCAGCAGGCGGCGAUCCAGUUGCUCCAGCAGCAGAGCACCAACACCAAACCGAUCGUGUUCAGCCAAACCGGAAAUCAACUGACAACCACGCCACGAACACCGAACACGACCGGCGGUGCGCUGCAGCACGGCCAGAACGUACGGCGCAGCUCGCGCCUCUUCAGCAACAGUAAUUCGGUCAAGGAGAACGCCAAGAGUCCGCAAUUGAACAAUAAGUUCGUGGCGCCACGGUCACCACCCCGGCGAACGAAGCAACGCAUCUCGAAGACAAUCAAUAACAGUGUCACCACGUUGCUGGAGAACAUACCGGAAAAGAAAUCGUCCUCCGUGUGUGGGCCGGGUGCGGAUGCGCCGGUGAAGGAGAAAAUCGAAACCAUCACUUCCACCGUGAAUGACAAUGGCUCCUCGCCAUUGCUGAACGACAAGGUGAUGCUAAACAAUAGCAUUAACAGUGCGCAGAAAAUAGCCCAGCAAGUUUUGCAGCUGAAGAAGCAAAGUGCGGACGGGCUGAUGACGCUGUUGCGUGAGCUGGGGCACGGAUUUCUGCGGUUGCAAAACUACGAGUGCGAGAAAGCGAUCGAACACUUCUCCAACGUUCCGCUGCAUCACCACGAGAGCAGUUGGGUGAAGAGCAUGAUCGCGUUGGCUCACCACGAAAUGCGUGACUACGAGUCGGCGGUGCACAUUUUCCACGACAUUCACGAGCGCGAACCGCACCGGCUGCAGUACAUGGAAAUCUACAGCACCGAUCUGUGGCACCUGCAGAAGGACGUGGUGCUGUCGUCGCUGGCCCAGGAUCUGAUGGCUCAGGACAAAACCUCCCCCAUCACCUGGUGCGUGGCUGGAAACUGUUUUUCCGCACAUAAGGAACACGAAACGGCGAUCAAGUUCUUCUUCCGUGCAAUACAGGUCGAUGAAGACUUUGCGUACAGCUACGCGCUCUUGGGCCACGAGCUGGUGAUGACGGAAGAGCUCGAGAAAGCGCUUUCCAUGUACCGGUUAGCCGUGCUGCACGAUCCGCGACACUACAAUGCGUGGUUUGGUAUCGGAACAGUAUUCUGCAAACAGGAACGGCACGAGCUGGCCGAACUGCACUACCGACGAGCGUUGCAGAUCAAUCCGCGCAACUCCGUCAUCAUGGUGCACAUAGCAGUGAUGCAAUUCUUUCUCAGGAAAACCGAUCAAGCCAUACGAACGCUGAACGCCGCGAUCGCGAUCGAUCCACGGAACCCGCAGUGCAAAUUCCAGCGUGGAUCGAUGUUCUUCAUGAUGGGUCGCUACCACGAAGCACUCAAAGAGUUGGACGAGCUGAAGCAAAUCGUGCCAAAGGAAGCGAUGGUGUACUAUCUCAUGGGAAAGAUUCACAAAAAGUUGGGUAACGUUGAUCUGGCCCUGAUGCAUCUGAGCUGGGCCACCGAUCUCGGCUCGAAGGGCGCAAACAAUCAGAUAAAGGACAAUUUCGAUUCCAUCAUCCGGACGCAGGACGGCGAUGGCGGGAUGGACGGUGACGGUGGGCUGGUGGGAGGAGCAGGUGGCGGCGAGUCGAGUAGGGCGGGUGAUUCCGGUGCGGGUGCGACUGGAAGCGCUGGUGGCACCGCGCACGACGGCGACGGGGACGCAGUGGACGAUAAAAUCGGCAGUGUCGGCAGCCUGGAUCCGGAGGCGGGCAGUAGCAGCAUCGACCCGGAUUAUUCGCUCGGGAUCGAGCAGAUAUCUAGUGAUGAUUCAACAGCGGCCGUCAGCAUGCGCAAUGAGUCGCUCGACAUAAUAGCAAACAAUUUUUACGACAGUGACAGCUAUUAGGCUACGGACGAGCACUGGUCGCGACGGCGCCUAUGUGAGCUGGUCACACAUACACAAAUCACACACGCUCGUCUCGUCGUUGUCGUGCCGGCGCGCUUUUGCGAGCGCAGUCAGUCAGUCAAUCAGUCAGUCACAUGCUUAAGCUGCCGCCGACACCCUACCGUGCGUGCGUGCGUGAUCAAAUGUAGAAUAUUCCUAUCGGUAAUGAUUACUCUCGUCUCUUCUAUAUAUGUCCUUUCUUCCUCCCUUUCUCGGGUCUCUGUCAUGGAAGCUAUGUUUUUCCCUCUCUCAGAGUGAAUCGAUCGAGAUUCAUCUAACCAUGUGUAAGAUUCAAUCGUUCGUUUAUAAUUGCGCCCCCUUUUUUUUGUUUGUUAUUCCAUUUACGCCUAAGUAGCAGUUUAUUGUGAAUUCAUUUUAUGGACACCCACCAAACUAAAAAAAAAAGAAGAUGAAUAAAGAACAGGAAACGGCAGUGCAUACAAAUAAAA